AUGCGUGACUACAAACAGAAUAUUCGUAUUUGUAUUUUCAUACCGAACCUGUGUGUUUCUCCGCAAUAUAGAGAUUGGGAUAGUAGUUUGAAUUUGGUUAUGGCUGAAAUCCUCAUGGUAAUAAAAUUCUUUCUAUUACAAAACCAGACAGGAAACAAAGUUGCAAUAGUUGGUAAUGGUAGAUGUGACACCCAACCAACUUUUUCGGUUUCUGUUGAAGGAGCCUUGCAGAAUUUACCAAAGGUGGUGAUACAAAUAAAGACUAAUGAUACCUCAUCUGUUCAGAUAAGUCAGAGCGUGUCCUUCUCAAAGUGGAUAAGUUUGGUCAUAGUGAAAACUGAAAGUGAUAUCAGAGUGAAACUAGAUAAAAACCCUGAAGUUAUUCAUCCAGCUGGGAAAGUCGAAAGGCACGACUGUGCAUUUGGUGUUGGAAAUAUGACCAAUAUGACCAACUUAGUUGGUUAUGUCAAAGACUUUUACUUUGCCAAAUGUUUGGACAACUGAAGCAUCGGUGGUUAAUUAUCCGCAUGAAAUACCGACAUAUUAACAGCUUUUUUUGAAAUUACUUUUCAUUUUUUUUUUUAUUUUGACUAAAAUAAAAUUAUCUCGCAUGAA
Octopus bimaculoides (California two-spot octopus) is the source of this 615-nucleotide messenger RNA. RefSeq lists its product as uncharacterized. Gene Ontology annotation, cellular component: extracellular region. The record is from RefSeq and is a predicted model, not a curated record. Gene Ontology annotation, molecular function: chitin binding. NCBI's taxonomy places the organism in Eukaryota, Metazoa, Mollusca, Cephalopoda, Octopoda, Octopodidae.